AGGAGGAGCACUGGACAAAAUACACCACUGCAGGUUUCUGCAAACACCUGAAGUUAAGCUCUGUGCAUCAUCUGAGCGUCACAUUUGACAGUAUAGAUAUGGACGUGGACUGGGAAGAGAUCUGUAAGGUUUUCGUUGUUCUCGGAGGAGGUGCUGCAUCUGUGGCUCUGACUCCUGCUGCUCUGGCUGCACUGGGGUUCACUUCAACUGGAGUAGCAGCAGGUUCAGUUGGUGCCAAACUGAUGUCGUAUUUUGCAAUUGCAAAUGGAGGAGGAGUUGCAGCAGGAGGUCUAGUAGCAACCGCGCAGUCUUGGGCUAUGGGGGGUCUGACUGGAGUUGCCACUGGAGGUUUGGGCGGUGCUGGAGCAGGACUUGGUUGGGUGCUCUCACGCAUCUGUAACCAGACUGGAACACAUUAAGAUUUACAUCAUGAAUAUACACCAGAUGAUCUACAAAUGUUUCCUCCUGUGACAAAUCUCAACAGCCUAAAUGAAACUAUUUUCAUGUGUACAUGUCAGUUACUCAGAUUAAAGCAUGAAUUAUGAAUUAAGUUUUAAAAAUGGGUAAUGAAGAUUGCUGAUUUAUAUCCAUCAUUUCUGAAUAAAGUAUCACUGUGGAGGAUGAAGAUGUUUGAUUGGGUCCAAAGCCUGAUAUGAUGCUUCUGUUCUUUUCACAAAUUUAUAGUGAAAAUAAAAA
This is a messenger RNA of Archocentrus centrarchus (flier cichlid), 696 nucleotides long. RefSeq names its product interferon alpha-inducible protein 27-like protein 2A. The record is from RefSeq and is a predicted model, not a curated record. Gene Ontology annotation, cellular component: mitochondrial membrane. Gene Ontology annotation, biological process: release of cytochrome c from mitochondria; intrinsic apoptotic signaling pathway. The transcript is spliced from 4 exons. Bases 99 to 419 code for a protein of 106 amino acids. NCBI's taxonomy places the organism in Eukaryota, Metazoa, Chordata, Actinopteri, Cichliformes, Cichlidae.